Messenger RNA from Macrosteles quadrilineatus (aster leafhopper), 1425 nucleotides. RefSeq lists its product as uncharacterized. The transcript is spliced from 4 exons. Gene Ontology annotation, cellular component: extracellular region. Lineage: Eukaryota; Metazoa; Arthropoda; Insecta; Hemiptera; Cicadellidae. The record is from RefSeq and is a predicted model, not a curated record. Bases 1 to 882 code for a protein of 293 amino acids.
AUGGAGCUCGGUAACGAUUCUGGUGGGUCCGCAGGCCCAAGGAACCGGGCCACGGCGUCCCGGCGCCUUCUGGACCAUCAACACUCAUCCCAAUUGUCCAUCGUUGGGGGCGGCAUCGGGCCUACCACGGGGGCGCACUGGCCGCCGUCCCGUCGUCGCGAGGAGGCCCGCGCUCUGGAAAACCUCCAGAAGAGGGUGAACCAGGGCCGUAUAGCCUCGGACGGUCCUUCCACCUCAGCCACUGUCUACACGGCCGCCAGGCUUGACAACAGGCCGAUGAUAUUGCAGAAGAUCCUGAGCAACAAGCCAGGCAUAGUGACGGAGCAGGAAGAGUUGGGGACGGACUGGCUGGACAGUGACUUUAUUGCAGAGUGUUUAUGUUGGCACAACGUCUACAGACAAAGACACAGGGUUGCUUCACUAACUCUGUGUCCUCAGCUAUGUCAGAGGGCACAAUCAUGGGCCAAUCAUCUGGCUCACACAAACACCUUCUUCUACCAACAAGCAAAGGACGUCGGCCAGAACUUAUUCUGUCGUCUGACGAACACUCUUCAAACUGACCUAACUGGACAAGAGGUUGCGUCUUAUUGGUACAGUGCCGUACGACAGUACAACUACAUGAAGGAACCUGAUGUCCUGCAUGCCAACGUUAAUGCUGGUCAUUUUACUCAACUAGUGUGGGAGAGCACAAAGUUUUUCGGUGUGGGAAAAGCGAGGAGCAGAUCUGGGAAAAUUCUUGUGGUCGCCAACUACCGACCGCCUGGAAACAUCACGGGACUGUUUAAAGAAAAUGUUUUACCGCCGGUGCCUGAUAUUGAAGACAUGACGAGUAUGUCCGGAAGUGACUCGAGCAAUUCUCGGAGCGCUGAGUUGACGACGUGAGAAUCCUUAGACAAUCUUCCAAUUAACAAGUGCUUCAAAGCAAGCAUUUGCUUGAUACUUUUAGGUUAAAAUAGAAACAAAUAGCAAAGUUAGUCAUAUUGCUUUAGCUUUUACUGUAGGUUACAUUCAGCUCAAAUACUGACUGUUUUAAUAAGGAAGUAUGAGACAGUAUGUAUUUUAAGAGUUGAAUUUUAUAUUUUGGUGAUGCUGAAAAUGUUUUAGUAUGCAGCCAAAUUUUGCUGCGACAUGUUUUCUAAACACUUCAAUAUAUUGAUAUAAUGUCUGCAAUCUCAAUGGAGCAAUAUCUUUGUCAGGUUGAGUCUUAAACGGAAUAUCUUGACAUUUUUUCAAUUCCUGAUAAACCUUGUAUUUUGAGCUAUCUACCAUGUUUCUUUAGCCUCUGUGUUAUGAUAAAACUAAAACUAAAAGAAACUUACCAAAGGCAAAAUUUUUAAGUCUACAGUACCACACGCAAGAAGUUGGUCUCAUUGCUUUAACAAUUUUUAUAGCCAUAAUUAUCUCGUUUGAAAUAUAAUUCUUUUG